Molecule: messenger RNA, 3579 nt
Organism: Nothoprocta perdicaria
Lineage: Eukaryota; Metazoa; Chordata; Aves; Tinamiformes; Tinamidae
Gene: CEP72
Product: centrosomal protein 72
Exons: 22
Coding region: 1-2691 (896 amino acids)
Cellular component (GO): cytosol
Molecular function (GO): GMP kinase activity; protein binding
Source: RefSeq, a predicted model, not a curated record
AUGGAUGACCAGGCCACCAUCAGGCUGGAUAAAUACCCACAUCCAGAUAUCUCUCAGAUCCUUUGCAUGGGGAAUCCCACAUGCAGCACCUGGACAUCUGCUCCUAUGCGGAAGAGGAACCUCUUCUGCUUCUAUGCAGAAAAGGAAACACACUCCUUCUACAGUUUAAGCAAUCCCAAAUCGUCACCCCCAUAUGUGGCUGAGUCUUCAAGGCCCAUGGCCGAGGGCGAGGAGAAGCGGGCAGAGGGCGUCCCCAUGGAGCUGUCUCCCCCUGCUCAGGUGCCCCUGAAGCAUCCCUCAUCCCAGAAGGCCAGCCCGGAGAGGCGUCUGGAUGAGGCCAGCCUCCAGCAGACACAGCUCAGCCUGCCUGGUCAAGAGGAUGAGGAGGAUGAGGAGGAUGAGGAAGAGGAGCCUGUGGAGGAUGAGUUUGAUGGAGUGUUGGAUGAAGACACUGUGGCUGAGGGUCUGCACAAACUGGGACGCUCAGCCCCUGGUAUCGACUAUGUUUAUCUUCAUCUGUCCCUUCCAGGUCGUAAGCUGAGUGACAUUAACAUUCUCUCCAAAUACGUUCACCUACAGAAGCUGGAACUUUCAUAUAAUAAAAUUAAUGAUCUUUCAUGUAUCAGUCAGAUGCCCUACUUACUGGAACUCAAUGCUUCCAACAAUGAAUUGACUACAUAUUUUGUAUUUAAACCGCCUAAAAAUCUCAAGGAAGUAGAUUUUUCAUGCAAUCAAAUACCUAAAAUGCAAGAUUUAUCAGCAUACCAGUCACUUACUAAACUCUUACUGGACUUUAAUAACAUAGAGGAGAUAAGAGGCCUAGAGAAGUGUCGUAGUCUGAUUCAUCUUAGCUUGUCACACAACAGACUCACUGCAAUCAGUGGCCUUGAAAACUUACCCAUCAAAAUACUGAAUUUGAGUUCUAACCACAUUGAGAAGAUAACAGGUUUGGAAAGCCUGAAAGCUGUACAGAAUCUGGACCUGUCUAGCAAUAAAAUAACCAGUUUAGAAGGUAUGGAGGGACAUGAUCUACUAGAGGUGAUCAACCUAGAGGAUAAUCAGAUUGCUGAGCUGGGUGAGCUUGAAUAUAUUGAAGAUCUGCCUCUCCUCAGAGUUUUAAAUCUGUUAAAAAAUCCUGUACAGGAACAAACAGAUUAUUGGCUCUUGGUGAUUUUCAUGCUGCUUCAGCUAACAGAACUGGAUUGCAAGAAGCUUUCAGUGGAAGAAAAGGUUGCUGCUGUGAAUAAAUAUGAUCCUCCUCCAGAAGUUGUUGCUGCUAAAGAUCAUAUGACUCAUAUUAUGUACAGCAUGAUGCAGCCCCAGAGGAUUUUUGACAGCACUUUACCUAGUCUUGAUGCUCCUUACCCCAUGCUUGUAUUAGUUGGCCCUCUGGCUUGCGGGAAGAGAGAGCUUACCCAUAGGAUCUGCAGACAGUACAACAAUUUCUUCAGAUACGGUCCCUGUCACACCACCAGGGCAGCUUACUUUGGCGAAGAAAACAGACUUGAUUACUAUUUCGUUUCCCAAGAAGCAUUUGACAAAAUGUUAAACAUGGGGAAAUUUUUAGCAACCUUUAAAUACAGUGGCCAUUACUAUGGACUUGGAAGAGAUACUAUCGAAUCGAUUGCCAGAGAGGGUCUUGCUACCUGUGUCCACCUGGAAAUAGAGGGAGUGCGUAGUCUGAAAAACAGCUACUUUGAGCCCAGAUAUAUCCUGUUAAUACCAAUGAGCAGAGAAAAAUAUGAGGGACAUCUACGGAGAAAGGGAUUAUUCAGCAGGCCAGAGAUCGAAGAGGCAGUCUCCCGAGUGGACAUGUACAUCAAAAUAAAUGAGGAUUUGCCAGGAUACUUUGAUGCAGUAAUUAACACAGAUGAACUGGACGAGGCAUUCACAGAGCUGAAUUUCCUCAUAAAGGAGUACCUGGGUCUGGAACCACCUCCCGUUUUUGAUAGCACUCAGGACCUGAAUGGCAAUACAGUAACAGGCUCAAGAAUGAGGUUCUUACAAGAUCAAAGACUGUCACCCAGUGGAGUGACUGCUGGAACUGCUGAGUCUUCGUCUGUCAAUGAAUUCUUGGACUCUUCUGCCAGAAGCUUCUCAGCAAGCAUCUCGGAUGGAUUUGCUCCACAGUUGACCCCCAUGGAGGAAGCUUCUCUCCAGAGGCGUCAUUCUGCCACCCGUCGGGCUCUGUCAGGGAAGGCACCCAGUGUCUAUGUCCAGCUGUUUCAAAGGCCCUUGGCAGUCACUCCAGCACCAGGCAGCUCCCACCACCAACUCCUGGAGCCAACAACGCAGACUUCUCCAUGCUCAGGUGGAGGGACUGGCACCCAAGAACAGAGCCUCACCCCUACCCACCCUGAGAGCCGUGACAGAGACUCUGGUCCUGCUGGUGGACAAUUAGCAGUGUCAUCAUCUGCUGCAGAAGCUUUGCUUGUUCGGACCCCUCUUCCUCAUGCUCGGCUCACAGAUGAGGACAAAGUUGAGCAACGAGAUCCAAGAGGAGCUGAAAAUGGAGCAGACAGAUUGAAAGUUUCUGCAGAGACCGAGCUCCUCGGUGAGAAUCUUCAGAGGAAAUCCAGCAAGUCCAAGCCUGGUCCUUCCCGUGUGCCUCAAGUCGCCACCCGUCCAGGCUCCAACUCCAAACCUGUCCUGCCUCCAAUCCCAUCCGGGCGGAAGGGGAAUGACCCUUGACAGCUGCUAUGAGCCAAACCCUGGGCUUGAUCCUGUUGGGUCUUUCUGCCUAACAGGAAUACUGAUUUUGAUACAAUUUCUCCUCAUCAAAGAAAACUCUAUCAAAGAUUAUCUCUAAAUCCUUUUCUGAUUAACUCCGAAUUGCUCUUCCCUCUCCAAAAAAAAAGUUAUUUAUUUGUAACUUUAUUAAAAAGUAAUUUCUGCAUUUCCCAAAGCUAGAAAUUAUUUCCCCUGGCACUCUGAGCUGGGAAUUGGCAUAUAUAUUUUCCUGACAGCCAUAUGACCAUAUCUUAUCCAAUAACUUAUUUUUCCUCCCCUUCCCAUUUCACAGAUUUAAUUGAAGUGUGAAAGUAUGUUGGUCUCUCAUAAUAUUGUCUCUAUUGCAAAACUUGUGAGUGAUUCUGAUUUUCUGAAAGGUUUAGAGUUAAGGUGGGAGUGAAAACCGCCUCCAAAGCCUUUUUAAUAAAUGUAGUUUCUUAAGAGAUGACACGUAAUUCUUUGGUUUGGUACUUAAACAAACAACCUGGUAAGGACCAUCAGAAGAAAAAUAUUAAUUGCUGACAAGUAGCAGAAGCUGCAAGUACUCUGUGAAGAUUUGCUUUUCUAUCUGUAGAGCAGAACUCUGGCAAGUAAAUAAAACUCUUGAAUCGAUGGUUGUCCCGAUUAAUUCAUGUUACUCUCUAUUUACAGAACAGAUACAGGCCCUUGGCCUGAGGAGGUUGCACUGAGGAGGUCUGUUUGCUUUCAUGUCAUAGAGUGGGUCCUCAGAGACCUUUCCAUGCACAGAAGAAGACAUGACUGGUGGCCACGGUGUGGAGUAACGUCUGGAUCGUAGCUCUGCUUUGCCUCCUUGGGCAAGUUCAGAGCGUGGCCAAGGUUUUUCCUCCU